Molecule: messenger RNA, 1819 nt
Organism: Callorhinchus milii (elephant shark)
Lineage: Eukaryota; Metazoa; Chordata; Chondrichthyes; Chimaeriformes; Callorhinchidae
Product: basic leucine zipper and W2 domain-containing protein 2
Exons: 12
Coding region: 132-1394 (420 amino acids)
Cellular component (GO): cytoplasm; membrane
Molecular function (GO): protein binding
Source: RefSeq, a predicted model, not a curated record
GUCGGCGGCUCCCGGGCGGCGCGGCGCGCAUGCGCGGGGCGGCGGGUUUCAUUGUUCGUGGAGUUCUCUUUGCAACGUUAACCCGAACGGUCCAGAACGCGGAGUCGCCAAAGGAACAAUAGGCAAAGUUUAUGAGUAAGCAGCAGAAGCCAGUGCUAACAGGCCAGCGGUUCAAGACCAGGAAGAGGGAUGAAAAAGAGAAGUUCGAACCAACAGUCUUCAGAGACACCAUUAUUCAAGGUCUUAAUGAGGCUGGGAACGAUCUGGAGGCAGUAGCCAAGUUUUUGGACGCAACUGGCUCAAGACAAGAUUACCGUCGCUAUGCAGACACCCUGUUUGAUAUUCUGAUAGCUGGGAGCAUGCUUGCCCCAGGUGGAACUCGCAUUGAUGAUGGGGAUAAGACCAAGGUGACUGAAUACUGUGUGUUUGGUGCCACUGAAGAUCAAGAAACCAUCCGAGACUAUGCUCAGGUCUUCAAUAAGCUCAACAGGCGGUACAAAUACCUGGAAAAGGCAUUUGAAGAUGCAGUUAAAAAGCUUUUACUGUUUCUGAAAGCAUUUUCAACCUCCGAGCAGACUAAGUUGGCAAUACUCACUGGCAUCCUGCUGGCUAAUGGAUCACUUCCAGCUACAAUUUUAACCAGCCUCUUUUCUGAUAGCUUGGUUAAAGAAGGAAUAUCUGCAUCGUUUGCUGUUAAGGUUUUUAAAGCUUGGAUGGCAGAAAAAGAUGCAAAUGCUGUUACCUCAUCCCUUAGAAAAGUCAACUUGGACAAGAGGCUGUUGGAGCUCUUUCCUGCGAAUAAGCAGAAUUUUGAGCAUUUUGCCACAUACUUCACUAAUGCUGGUCUGAAAGAACUCUCCGACUUCCUGCGAAUCCAGCAAAAUCUGGGAACUCGCAAGGAACUGCAAAAAGAACUUCAAGAGAAAUUUUCUCAGGAAUACCCUGUACGGGAGAUUGUCCUGUAUGUCAAGGAAGAGAUGAAAAGAAAUGAUUUGCCAGAGCAGGCGGUGAUUGGAUUACUGUGGACUUGUAUAAUGAAUGCUGUUGAGUGGAAUAAAAAGGAGGAGCUAGUCACAGAACAAGCUCUGAAACAUCUAAAGCAAUAUGCACCACUCCUUGCAGUGUUCAGUACCCAAGGUCAGUCGGAGCUUAUUCUACUCCAGAAGAUUCAGGAGUACUGCUACGACAAUAUCCACUUCAUGAAGGCUUUCCAGAAGAUUGUUGUGCUUUUUUACAAAGCUGAUGUCCUGAGUGAAGAAGCCAUCCUAAAAUGGUACAAAGAAGCACAUGUUGCCAAAGGCAAAAGCAUCUUUCUUGAGCAGAUGAAAAAAUUCGUUGAGUGGCUGCAAAAUGCUGAAGAAGAAUCCGAAUCCGGAGAGGGUGAAGAGGAUUAGCUUGAAGCAAGCACAAGAUACGGUUCACACGGGCCUUCUCCCUCUCAUUCAUACGGUUGGAGUUGAAGACAUUGGUCUUUCAAAUCAAAUGGAAACCCUAGGAUAGCCUUCCUUUUCUGUAGAAGAUAAGUUUAUAACCGACGUCAAAUAACUGGGCCCUGAGGUAUUACCGCUUUCUGUGGGACUCCACCUUUGGGGAACUGUGCUGUAACUUUAGUAAAGCUAUUCACAAGGGAGCCAUGUAGGCUGAAAUGAAAUAAUUAUCGACUCCUUUUAUUAGCAGUCUUUUCAAAUACUUUGUGACCCUUAUACAGCGUCUGUUGUAGACCUAGUUUUGUGCAUCUUUGUAGCCUAAUGCAAGCUUCUGGAUAUGUGAUUUGACACCAUGGAUUUUUUGAAUAAAUGUUUUUGUAUUUUAAAACUCA